Molecule: messenger RNA, 1575 nt
Organism: Hydractinia symbiolongicarpus
Lineage: Eukaryota; Metazoa; Cnidaria; Hydrozoa; Anthoathecata; Hydractiniidae
Product: mucin-12-like
Exons: 3
Coding region: 64-1419 (451 amino acids)
Source: RefSeq, a predicted model, not a curated record
CCCGCAACAAGAUAAUUUAAAAAACCCUAAAAUUGUAUGUUGUAGCAUUGGACAGGAAUCGCAAUGAAGGUCUUUAUGUUUUUAGCGCUUACUUUCACAGCUGUGUAUGCAGCCUCGCUUUACAAAUAUGGAAUAAGUUGGAAAAAGUUGACGGCAGAUUUUAAUCAGGUUGAAAAAUAUAAAGAUCUCUGUGGUCCUCAUAAAUUAGAAAAGUACAAAGGUCAGUUGGGAAACCAAAUAGGUAAAAUUCGAAGAAUGUGUAAAAAUAUGUUUAUAAAACGAACAAGACCUACUAUGACUGUGGCACAAGGCUCUCACAGGUCUCUCGCAUCUCUUGCAAUUAAUCCAACUCGUUCUAUAUCGAUUUCAAUUUCUGCACAAGGCACUGGUAUUUCUAUCUUGUCUCCAUCGCCUCAAAUAAAUGACACUAGGCCAGCUGUUAUUCUUACGACGACACCUAUAUUAGCCCAUUUUCCUGAAAGUUCCGUCAUGCACUCCCAACUAGCUAUAUCAGGAAGUAAAACAGCAAUUGUGUCUUCGGCAUCAAGCGUCGUCCUUAGAUCUACGACUACAAAGAUUGGCAUAGUAGUGUCAUGUUCUUCUAUUUCACCAACUGCAGUCAAAUCUACUUUGGAAAGAGUUACUGGCAAGCUCCCUGUAACAACGUUAACUGACGAUUCUACCCCGACUGCUCUGGCUGAGAAAUCUACUGCAGCACCGCCUAGUGAAAAAUCUACUACAGCACCGCUUGGUAAAAAAUCUACAACAUCACUGGUUAGCAAAUCCACCACAGCAACACUUGAUGGACGAUCCACCACGACACCACCAGCUAAAUUAUCCCCCUCGGAACGGCUGGGUGACAAAUUCCCUGCGGCAUUACUGGAUGGCAAAUUUACUACGACUGCAGCACUAUUGAAAUACGAAUCCACUAAGACCCCUUUGGGUGGUGAAUCCACUCCAGCACUACUGCGUGGCAAAUUCACUAUAGGACCACUGGGCGAAGCAUUAACCACGACACCACUUGGUAAAAUAUCCACCACACUACCACGACGGGAGGAAAAAUCCCCUACAGCAUUACUGGUUGGCAAAUUCACUACGACAUCUCCGGGUGGUAAAUCCACUGCAAAAUCUAUGGGUGGUAAAUCCACUACGAAAUCUAUGGGUGGUAAAUCCAUAACGAAAUCUAUGGGUGGUAAAUCCAUAACGAUAUCUGUGUGUGGCAAAUCCACUGCAGCACUUCUAGGUGAGAGAUUCGAUACGAAAGCUGUCGACUACAAAUCUUUGAUAACGAAUAUUAAGCCAACUGCGACAAAUGGUGUUUCUAAUGCAUCAAUUUUGCAUCAGGGCUCUGGCGUGACAAGUCAGACUGUCUUAUCUACUAUAUCAACUUCGGUUGGGAACGAAAGCACUGGCGCUUAACGACAAUUUCACCAAAAUGUUUUGCUAGCAAAGAGUAUACUUUAUAAGACGUCUUACUAGCACAAGCUUGUGUCAAAACUCUUUUUCUUUAAAAAUGUUAUAGUUAACUUCACGUUGUACAUUGUGCAAACAAAAAUACAAAAUAGUAAGUUUGCA